Molecule: messenger RNA, 2659 nt
Organism: Diaporthe batatas
Lineage: Eukaryota; Fungi; Ascomycota; Sordariomycetes; Diaporthales; Diaporthaceae
Exons: 3
Coding region: 777-2390 (537 amino acids)
Biological process (GO): intracellular iron ion homeostasis
Source: RefSeq, a predicted model, not a curated record
GUCGGGCUGUGUUUGACGUUGAUGUUUGUGGUGGUCUGGGGAGGCAGGUAGGUGCAUGGGUUCGUGCGAGUCGCGAAUUUGGCCGACCGAGGGACGGGGCAGCAGGCUGGGCACGGCCUGGACCUAGUGUGAAGCAGCAGCAGAUUGAUCUUAUCAGAUCCAGAGAUAAUCACCGAUGUCGCCCGAAACGGAGACGUUACUGUGGUGCGGCCCCACAACUGGAGCAGCGCCGUCUCUCUUGUCGCCACCCCCCCGGCCCCGUUGCAGGCACCUAGGCAUUCGAUGGGGCGGUAAAGUUUCGCUAGCGGGCUCUGGCUGGGUCCUUUCGGGUCGGCCAGUGGAUGACGAUGCGCACUCUCUGUUUUUUUGAUGGCAGCGUGCGUGUUGGUGGUGGUCGAGUGGUGCCAUCAAUGCCCGGCCAUCCCAGGUACCAAGUUGAUGGUACGACCGCCGUCCCCUGUUUUGCCUGCUCCUCGGGUUGGCAGGUGCUGUAUUGGUACUUAACCACCGCCCUUCCUCCCCUACCUCAUAGCACGAGCUUCUUGGUGCCUUGCAACGUUUCCUCCUUCUCCCCUUGAUACCCCAUUUUGCAUUUUGCGAUACCCUCUGCACCCUCACAUACAGAUCCUGUUCUUCUGCGGCACUGUGCCAGACACUUGGAGCUGCCCGCUGAGACCCCGGCACUCCACCACCUCCCCUCCUGCCGAGCCGAGCCCCUUCUCUCGUGCUGCUCACCAUCUUCACGCCCAACCAGCAACCCCUCCCCCAGACCAGAUAUGGCACCGCACAGUGAGUACGACGGCCAUGAGCCCAAUGGCAACGGCCUGUCCAACGGCCUGUCCAGCGGCUCCAACGGCUCCAACGGCAACGCCCAUGUCGCCCCCCAGGCUGCUCCGUCGCCAGCGGCGCACAGCUCUUGCCGGAACAGGUCGGCCCAUCUCCAGGCCGCUGAUCUCGAGUCGGUCCACGAUCUCCUCUGCGUUGGCUUCGGCCCGGCCAGCUUGGCCAUUGCUGUUGCCCUCCACGACUCCCUCGAGGCCGGCUCCCUGAAGCACGCCCCCAAUGUCCUCUUCCUGGAGAAGCAGCCCAGGUUCGCCUGGCAUGCCGGCAUGCUGCUCCCUGGCGCCAAGAUGCAGAUCUCCUUCCUCAAGGAUAUGGCCUCCCUGCGCGACCCCAGGUCUCAGUUCACCUUCCUCAACUACGUCCACAGCCAGGGCCGCCUGCUUGACUUCAUCAACCUCGACACCUUCCUGCCCGCCAGGACAGAGUACGAGGACUACCUGCGGUGGUGCGCCAGCCACUUUGACGACGUCGUCAGGUACAACAGCGAGGUCGUGUCCGUCUCGCCUGAUGCCGACUCAGCUGGCGUCAAGACCUUCACAGUGGUCGAGCGUAACGCAAAGACGGGUGCCCUCAGCUCCCACCGCGCUCGCAACGUCAUUCUCGCCGUCGGUGGCCAGGCCUCCAUCCCCAAGCCUCUGCCGGCCAAGAGCCCACGCGUCAUCCACUCGUCCCAGUAUGCAUACACUGUGCCCCAGCUCCUCAGCGACCGCAACGCGCCGGUGAGGGUCGCCGUCAUUGGCGGUGGGCAGAGUGCCGCAGAGAUUUUCAACAACGUGUCCAACAUGUACCCAAAUUCCAAGACCUACAUGAUUAUGAAGUCCGAGUUCAUCAAGCCGAGCGACGACUCUCCAUUCGUCAACUGCAUUUUCAACCCUGACUGGGUCGACAGGCUCUACCCCAAGCCCUCUGAGUACAGGCAGAGUCUGAUCAAGGAGGCCAAGGCCACCAACUACGGCGUUGUCCGACUUGGGCUGAUCGAGACACUAUUUGAGAUGAUGUACGACCAGAAGCGAACGAUCGGUCACGACGAGACCAAAUGGCCUCACCGCAUCAUGGGCGGCAGGCAGGUCGUGGCGGCCGACGAGCAAGGCGACAAGCUGCGCCUCAGCGUGCGCCAGGCAUCAACGUCUGGAGAACUUGCGCUCGAGGCGGACGGCCUUGUCGAGGUCCAAGGAAGCCCCCUUGACUCUGGCGAGGAGAUCCUGGACGUCGACCUUGUCAUUGCGGCAACUGGGUACCAGCGCAAGGCGCACGUCGACAUGCUCAAGGACGCCUGGAACAUGCUGCCGUCGCUCCAGGACGGCGUGGCCAGCCUCAAGCCUCGCUCUGACCAGUGGUCGGUCCAGACUGACGAUGGCGAGAGGCGGGUGAUGGAAGUCUCGCGUGACUACAAGGUCAAGUUCGCGGAUGGCACAGUUGCUCCAGAGUCCGGCAUCUGGCUACAAGGUUGCUGCGAAGGCACCCACGGUCUGAGCGACACUCUGUUGUCUAUUCUUUCCGUGAGGUCUGGUGAGAUUGUAGACGCGAUCUUUGGAAAGUCUGCAUAAAAUCCGUCAAGGAGAUGCACGAUUGCCGGGGAUUCUGGCGCGGGGGGGGGGCUGGCUACCGGCCACGGUUUUAUUGAUAAUUGGGACAGCGUAGAUGAGAUGAUGGGCGAAAACCAAGACAUGGCUGUAUAUAUCGAUAUCUCGGAGUUCAGAGAAGGGUUUGCAUUUCCGCAGUUCAAUUUUAGAAGCAUGGCACACCGGAAAAGGUAGACGAACAUUUGAGUGGAGGAGGGGGCCUCGCAAUUCAGACAUCUUAUGACUCGUUUAAA